Molecule: messenger RNA, 1632 nt
Organism: Gaeumannomyces tritici R3-111a-1
Lineage: Eukaryota; Fungi; Ascomycota; Sordariomycetes; Magnaporthales; Magnaporthaceae
Exons: 5
Coding region: 1-1632 (543 amino acids)
Molecular function (GO): oxidoreductase activity, acting on paired donors, with incorporation or reduction of molecular oxygen; heme binding; iron ion binding
Source: RefSeq, a predicted model, not a curated record
AUGGCCCUGCUGGCGUUUAGUCCUCAUGUGCUAAUAGGGGCACUCUUUGUCGGCACGAUCUUGGUACCGGUUAUCAUUUUGGUCAACCUAGCGUGGCGGCUCUGUUCCAAUGCAUCCAUUCCCAAUAAUAUCUCGUGGGUGGGCGUAGGGUCGACCGGUGGCCCGUUAUCCCGCGCCAGGGCGAACCUCGCGAGCGUUUGUGGCUUAAAGGCGCUGAUGGACGAAGGGUACUACAAGUACUCCAAGAGGAACCAGGCCUACGUCCUGCCGCACGUCCUCACGGGGCCCGAGGUGGUGCUCCCGCCGUCGCAGAUGCGCUGGCUGCUCGAGCAGCCGGACUCGGUGCUGAGCCAGACCGAGGUGAACCGGCGCUUCCUCGAGGCCGACCACACGUUCCCGCACCCCAACAUCGUGCGCGAGCCCGUCCACCCGGCCGUCAUCCGCCGCGAGCUGGGCGCCGGCCGCCUGGGCUGCUUCGCGGCGGGGAUCGCCGACGAGCUCGACCGCUGCUUCCGCGAGGGCUGGGGCGUCGACGCGGAGAGGUGGCGCGAGGUCAGGGUCUACGACACCGUGCUCGACGCCAUCUCGCGCCUGUCGGUGCGCGCCCUCGUCGGCGAGGAGCUGUGCCGCAACGAGGAGUUCCUGAGCUGCGCCCGCCGGUUCGACAAGAACGUGGUCGUGUCCGCGGCGGCCCUCAACCUGCUGCCGGGCUUCCUCAAGCCCAUUUUUGCCCCGAUCGUUACGGCCUACGACAAGAUGCUCUAUAGAAGAUUUUCCAAGCACGUCAUGCCGAUAAUACAAGAGCGGCUCAGGGAGUCGGACGACAAGCAGUCUGAUGACAGGCCGACACAAAAGAACGACUACUUCGACUGGGCCAUCUCCCACGCCAAGGCCCACUGGGACCCAACCGAGCUGUCCCCCGACGUCAUGGCCGGCCGGCUCGCGUGCCUCUGCUUCGCCGCGAUCCAGUCGUCCGUCAUCAGUCUGACAAACGCGCUCUUCGACCUCGCCGCGUCGCCCGCGCACAGCGCACAGUGGUUCGACGCCAUGCGCGACGAGGUCCUACUGCAACAGCAGGACGAAACAACAACAAAAGCAACAACAACAACAACAAAGGCCGCGCCGCCGUGGGCAUCCAAGGCCGCCCUGGCCCGCCUCCGCCACGUCGACUCGGCCCUGCGCGAGAGCAUGCGGCUCAGCGGCUUCGUCGCCCGCGGCGUGAUGAAGUCGGUCGUGGCGCCCGGCGGCGUCCGCCUGCCCGACGGCACGCGCCUGCCGCGUGGCGCCACCGUCGGCGUCCAGGCCUACAGCGUACACCGUGACGAGGAUGUGUACGGCGGCGCGGCCGAGUACCGGCCCUUCCGGUUUGUUGAGCCGCCGGGUGGCGAGAGGGAGAAGCAGCAGCCACAGGCGCUGGUGUCCACGUCGCCCACGUUCCUGGCCUUUUCGCACGGCCCUAACGCCUGUCCCGGCCGUUUCUUCGCGGCCAACCAGCUCAAGCUCGCGCUGGCGUACAUUGCGCUGCACUACGAGAUAGAGCCCAUCACGGAGCGUCCGACAAACAAGUGGUUCGUGGGCAGCAUAGCGGCCCCAAUGUGGGAGACCCUCAAGAUCCGGCGGCGGAAAUGUUAG